GCUUAGUGUAUGUAAUGAAGAUGUAAAUUAUUGUCCUCUGUAACAAAGAUAAUGCUAUGUGGCUUUAACUAACUAUAAUGUAAGCAUCAGCCAUUACAAUGGACUUUAGCCAUGUUUUUGUUUUAAUAUUUUGUGUUUUGGGUACGAACGGUGUCCGCGGUUCAGAUUUUUGCUACAGCUGUAUGGGCAUGACCAACAGGAACGAAUGUCAGCAAAUAAAGGAGUGCCAGCAAAAUCAAUAUUGCUUGCUCCAACGCGUCAGCGAUGGGAUCAGUGUCACCUACAACAUAGGUUGCAGCGAUCAAACGGUAUGUCCGGCGUCUAAUAAAGGAGAAAUACUAAUUAUCGGACGCAGUGUCAGUUCGGACAACUCAGAUUGUACUUCGUGUUGCCAUGAUGACUUGUGUAUACCCAACGACUGCAGCCUGAUCAUGGAUACCACUACGGUGGAAACAGCUGUAACAGCAACAGUAACUACAGCAGCAACGACACCAUUUGCAAAAACUUCAACAACAUCUGUGGUGGAAACAGGCAGCGCGUGGAGCGAUUGGUCCCCGUGGACGCCAUGCCCGUAUACGUGCGGACAUGACGGGAUACAGCAUCGGUUCCGGCACUGCACGGUGACCGCCUUCGGGUGCGAGGGACCGAAGUUCGAGUCUAAGAUAUGCCACAGCCGCGUCUGUUGUACAGGUCCCCCUUUCAUCACAUAUAUUGACCACGACAAGCAGAUACCGGUCGGUGGGUUCCUGUCUCUCUACUGCAAUGCAACGAACGCCGAUCAAAUCCUCUGGCAGAUACCUAAGGUCGUCGGCAAGCCGUAUCCAAUCAAUGUAUUCCGACCCGUCGGUCUCGACACUGUGGUGAUUUCCAACGCCUUCGCAGACAAUCGUGGUGCGUACGUGUGCACAGCAAGAAACGCUUGCGGCGAGGAUCAGAGCUCGCUUAUGGUCGAUGUAAUAUAAGAAAACGUACACUACAUAUUGGAUCUCAUAAAAGACAUUUUCUACAAUUUUAAGUUACAACUGAUUUGGGUUGUUUAAAAUAUUUUGACAUCAGUAAGAUACCAAUUAAAUCAAUACAAUUAUGCAA
Molecule: messenger RNA, 1089 nt
Organism: Dreissena polymorpha
Lineage: Eukaryota; Metazoa; Mollusca; Bivalvia; Myida; Dreissenidae
Product: SCO-spondin-like
Exons: 7
Coding region: 99-962 (287 amino acids)
Source: RefSeq, a predicted model, not a curated record